AUGAAGAUCCUCAACGAGAGAGACUCCUUCCUCUCCAACUAUGAGGUGGGCGAGUUCAUGAAGGACAUCAAGAAAAAGUACAACUGGACGUUCACAGCCGAGGAUGACGAAGCACAAGCCAACGACAAAAGGAAGUUCAAGAAGAGAUUCACUGCCUGUGGCUUGGAGCUCGAGGUCAUAACGAGAGACGUGCUAUCCUAUCUCAGCAACAGUGCCUCCAGUGCCAUUGACACCCAACAAAACUUCCAGAAGUUGAUGGAAUUCUUGAAUGGUUUCGAGUUGAUGAAGAUUGAAAAAUUACAGAUCGUGAAUGCCUUGCCCCGUUCCAUGGUCCAUUUGUACGCUUUGGUUGAAGAGUGUGAUCUGAGAUUUGAUGAGGAGAGAUGCGAGCUGAUCAUCGCCAAGAUCAACGAGUUGUUCCCUGUGGAAGAAGAGGAAGAAGAGGAAGAACAAGAAGAACAGGACGAGGGAGAAGAAAGUGAGCAGUUCAAGUCGGCUGAACAAACACCAGAGCAGUGA
Molecule: messenger RNA, 519 nt
Organism: Suhomyces tanzawaensis NRRL Y-17324
Lineage: Eukaryota; Fungi; Ascomycota; Pichiomycetes; Serinales; Debaryomycetaceae
Product: DNA-directed RNA polymerase III subunit
Exons: 1
Coding region: 1-519 (172 amino acids)
Biological process (GO): transcription initiation at RNA polymerase III promoter
Cellular component (GO): RNA polymerase III complex
Molecular function (GO): nucleotide binding
Source: RefSeq, a predicted model, not a curated record